CUGAUUAAAGUAUUUUUAUUAAAGUUUAUUUAGAUAUGUCAGAGGAAGAACAAAAGCUUGCUCCUGGGGCUUUCGAUACCAAUGUUGAUGAAUUGGUUGAACUGGUCGAAGCUUACAGGAACAGAAACUUCAAAGAAGAAAUAGAAAUGCUCCAAGAGAAAUUUGAAGGCCCUGAGGGCCUAGCCGAAAAACUCAAGACCAACCUUGAGGAAGGUCUCAAGUGUGAUGACCUCUUCAUCAGAGACAAGGUGUUUGGAAGCAAUCAAAAAGAUCCUCCUGUAAGAAACGGGUUUUGGAAGUUGUUCAUGGAAGCAAUGGACGACCUCAUGCUCAAGAUCCUGAUAGUCUGUGCUAUCGUAUCCAUCAUCAUAAAUAUGAUUUUCGAAGAGGAGCACAGAUCCAUCGCUUGGAUUGAAGGAGGUGCCAUCCUCCUCGCGGUUUUUAUCGUAUCUGGAGUCACUGCUUGGAACGAUUAUAAGAAGGAAGAGCAGUUCAUCAAAUUGAAUGAGUACAGCGACUCAAAGAAGAAUGUUGGAGCUAUUAGAAAGGGAGUCGAAACCAUCAUCAAUAUCAACGACAUCAAGGUAGGAGACAUCAUCCAGGUUCAACCAGGAAUGAGUAUCCCUUGAGAUGCCAUCCUCCUCAAAGGAAGUGGUGUGAGUACUGAUGAAUCUGCCAUGACUGGUGAAAGUAUCGAGCUCAAGAAAGGAAAUCUUGAAAACUGCCUCCAAAAGCUUGAAGAGUUUAACGAAACAGAAGAUGCUAAAGAAGGACCCCAUGAAAUUCCAUCCCCAGUCCUUCUCUCUGGAACUCAGAUCCAGACUGGAGAAGGAUGGUUCUUAGUAAUCAUGGUUGGAAAGAACUCUUGUGUUGGAAAAAUCAUGUCCAAGCUCAACCAAGAUGUUGAGAUGACUCCACUCCAAGAGAAACUUGAACAAAUCGCUAAUGAUAUUGGUCUUCUCGGAACUUACGCUGCUGCAAUUACUGUUAUCGUUCUCUUUAUUAGAUUCUUCAUCGAACAAGGAAUGGAGGGAUACGACUGGGGAAAUAAUAUUGGAGAAUACUUAGAAAUUUGGUUUAGAUAUCUAAUAGUAGGAGUCACUAUCAUUGUCGUUGCUGUUCCAGAAGGACUCCCUCUUGCAGUUAUCAUCUCCCUUGCCUACUCUGUCAGGAAAAUGCUCGCUGAUAAUAACUUUGUAAAGAGACUAGCUGCUUGUGAAAUCAUGGGAGGAGCUAACAAUAUCUGUUCUGACAAAACUGGUACUCUUACUAAGAAUGAGAUGAAUGUGACCAAUAUCUGGAAUGGAAGAGACAACAAGCUCAACGUUGAGUUCCAGUCUAUCGACCCUAGCACUGUUUUUCCAGAUGAGAAGACUCGUGAUCUCUUUAUUCAAUCAUGUGCCUGUAACACAGUUGGAGAGAUUGGUAACACCAAUGCCACUGGAGAAGCCAUCUUGAAAAUGCUUAAGCAAUUUGAUAUUGAUUACAAUAAUUUGAGAGAGACUUUCCUGCCAGAUCCAUUCGUUAGGUUCCAAUUCACUUCUAAGAGAAAGAAGAUGUCAACGAUUCUCCAAAACAUCGAGGAUAAUGAGUCUGAUUAUGACAAGAGACUCCAUGUCAAGGGUGCCUCUGAAAUAGUCUUGAAGCUCUGCACACACUAUAUUGACGAGAAUGGAGAGCAAGUAGAACUCACUGAUGAACUCAAAGAAGAUAUCAUUAACAACACUAUUACAGAUUAUGCCAAACAAGCUCUCAGAACUAUCUGUGUUGCCUACAGAGACAUCGAAGAGGAAGAAGGAGGCGCCACUCAUGAAGACGAUGCUGAAGAUGGUGUAAACAAACAAAUUGAGAUGAACGGACUCAUUUGUCUUGGAAUCCUUGGUAUCAGAGAUGUCAUCAGACCAGAAGUCCCAGAUGCCGUAAAUAUCUGUCAAAAAGCAGGCAUUAAGGUCAGAAUGGUCACUGGAGAUAACAAAGUCACUGCACUUGCUAUUGCCAAGGAAUGCAACAUUAUCUCAGGCGAAAAUGAAGAUUCAGUUCUCGAAGGCCCUGAAUUCUACGAAAGAGUUGGAGGCCUCGUCAAAGAAGAUCCUGAACUAGACUCUAAUGACAGCAACGGCAGAGAGUCUAAAGAAGUCGUUAAGAAUAUGGAGGAGUUUGUCAAAAUUUGGAAAAACCUUGAUGUCCUUGCUAGAUCAAGACCUGAAGACAAAUAUCUCCUUGUCACCGGUAUCAAACAGAUGGGAGACACUGUCGCAGUCACUGGAGAUGGUACCAAUGAUGCCCCAGCUCUGAAGAAAGCUGAUGUUGGAUUUGCUAUGGGUAUUACCGGAACCGAUGUUGCGAAGCAUGCUGCUGAUAUUAUCUUGCUUGAUGAUAACUUCUCAUCUAUUGUAAAGGCUUGUAUGUGGGGAAGAAACAUCUACGCAAAUAUUAGAAGAUUCCUCCAGUUCCAACUUACUGUAAACAUCGUUGCUCUUAUUUCUGCUUUCAUUGGUUCAUGUAUUCUCAGAGAAUCACCAUUAAAGUCAAUUCAGCUUUUAUGGGUGAACAUGAUUAUGGAUUCUCUGGCUUCCCUUGCUUUGGCUACUGAGCCACCAAAGAAGGAACUUCUUGAUGGACCACCCUACAGAAGAGAUGAGUACAUAAUUUCCAGAAAGAUGGUCAAACACAUCCUCACCAUCGCCAUCUGGCAGUCAAUUGUAAUAUUCACAAUGGUUUUUGCUGGAGAGCAUUUCAUUCCUGAAGACCCACACUAUGAACUGAAGCAGGAAAAUGGAAACAUCGUGCCUGGAAGAAGCUACACUUUCAACGGAGAGCCACUCUAUUCAACAUAUUUGAAGGCAUACGGGCCAAGUAGACAUUAUACAAUGGUGUUCACUACUUUUGUCAUGCUUCAAGUGUUCAACAUGCUCAAUGCUAGAAAGAUCAAUGAUGAGAAGAACAUUUUCGCUGGAAUGACUGACAACCCAAUGUUCUUGACAAUCUGGGUAGGAAUCUUCAUUGUUCAGGUAGUCAUAACCCAAUUCUCAGCAGAUGUAUUCCAAGUGAAUAGACAAGGCCUUACCCUCACACAAUGGGCCAUCUGUAUCGGCCUCGGAUUCUCCUGCUGGAUAGUCUCAUUCAUUGCCAAGUACAUUCCAGACACUAUCUGCCCUGAACUUGGCAAGAAGAGAAAGCACAUUGACGAGCAUCAGCCAGGAGUAAUGGGCCUGAGAAGAGGAAUCACCAAGAAACUGACAAACAGAAUGCCGUCCAUGAGCUUUAACUAAGAAAUUUCAAAUUUCUAAACCUGA
This is a messenger RNA of Moneuplotes crassus, 3296 nucleotides long. Lineage: Eukaryota; Ciliophora; Spirotrichea; Euplotida; Euplotidae. The record is from the annotation of a GenBank genome assembly.